Messenger RNA from Centruroides sculpturatus (bark scorpion), 591 nucleotides. RefSeq names its product DBH-like monooxygenase protein 2 homolog. Gene Ontology annotation, biological process: octopamine biosynthetic process; dopamine catabolic process; norepinephrine biosynthetic process. The transcript has 4 exons. The coding region runs from base 1 to 591 and encodes 196 amino acids. Gene Ontology annotation, cellular component: secretory granule membrane. The record is from RefSeq and is a predicted model, not a curated record. NCBI's taxonomy places the organism in Eukaryota, Metazoa, Arthropoda, Arachnida, Scorpiones, Buthidae. Gene Ontology annotation, molecular function: dopamine beta-monooxygenase activity; copper ion binding.
AUGUCCGUUUUAGCUUUUCUAGUGUUGUGCAUCUUCACGGUUUCUGCACAAAAUUUCGAUCGGCAUUCAAAAUUAGACGACAAUUACGAAAUUUGGUGGUCGACGGACGAAGAAUCUAUUACUUUUCAAGUAGAAGUUGCGACUAGAGGAUGGGUUGGAUUCGGAAUUUCUCCAAAUGGUGGAAUGGAAGGUAGCGACGUGGUCAUCGGAUGGAUUAACGACGGAAAAGCCACAUUUAACGACAGAUACGCCAGAGGGAAAUUUCUUCCGGAAAUUGACGACCAUCAAGAUUGGGAACUUCUGUGGUAUCAACAGACCGAUACGCAUACAAAGUUUCGUUUUAAAAGAUUUCUCAUUCCUUGUGAUUCACAGGAUUUACAUAUAACUGAUGAAACUAUGAGAUUAAUAUUCGCCUACAAUGACGAAAAUCCUGGUUCUACGGGUGAGAUCUCAUAUCAUGGUCCAAAAAAUAGAGGAACCAAGAGCGUUGUUUUAUUGAACUAUCGAAAGAAUAUAAUACCAGAAGAUCCUAGUGAUCUCUAUUAUUGGGAAGUCAGACAGUCAAACUAUAAGGCAGCAACACAUUAUUGA